CCGGCUGCACGCGACCCUGCGGUCCGGCUCCCUCGGGCGCCGACCCCGCGCCGCGGACCCGCGAUGGCCAAGCGCAGCUCGCUGUCCAUCCGCAUCGUGGAGGGGAAGAACCUGCCCGCCAAGGACAUCAACGGCAGCAGCGACCCCUACUGCAUCGUGAAGGUGGACAAUGAGCCUAUCAUCCGGACAGCCACUGUGUGGAAGACCCUGUGUCCAUUCUGGGGCGAGGAGUACCAGGUGCACCUGCCGCCCACCUUCCACGCGGUGGCCUUCUACGUCAUGGAUGAGGACGCCCUCAGUCGGGACGACGUUAUCGGGAAGGUCUGCCUUACCAGGGACACCCUGGCUGCUCACCCAAAGGGUUUCAGCGGCUGGACCCACCUGACGGAGGUCGACCCUGACGAGGAGGUGCAGGGCGAGAUCCACCUGCGCCUUGAGGUGGUCCCGGGGACGCUGGCGGGCCGGCUGCGCUGCUCUGUGCUGGAGGCCAGGGACCUGGCCCCCAAGGACCGGAACGGUGCAUCUGACCCCUUCGUCCGAGUGCGCUACAAUGGCCGGACACAGGAGACCUCGAUUGUGAAGAAAUCAUGCUACCCACGCUGGAAUGAGACAUUUGAGUUUGAUCUGGAUGAGGGGGCCGCGGAGGCGUUGUGUGUGGAAGCCUGGGAUUGGGACCUUGUCAGCCGGAAUGACUUCUUGGGCAGAGUGGUGGUCAAUGUCCAGAGACUGUGGGCGGCCCAGCAGGAGGAGGGCUGGUUCCGGCUGCAGCCCGACCAGUCCAAGAGUCGGCGGGGAGAGGGCAGCCUGGGCUCCUUGCAGCUGGAGGUGCGGCUGCGGGACGAGACGGUACUGCCCUCCGGCUGCUACCAGCCCCUGGUGCAGCUGCUGUGCCGUGAGGUGAAGCUGGGCACCCAGGGCUCAGGGCAGCUGAUAUCUCUUAUAGAGGAGACAACGAGCACAGAGUGCCGCCAGGAGGUGGCCACCAACCUGCUCAAGCUCUUCCUGGGGCAGGGACUGGCCAAAGACUUCCUGGACCUGCUCUUCCAGCUGGAGCUGGGUCGAACCAGUGAGGCUAACACCCUGUUCCGGAGCAACUCUCUUGCCUCAAAGUCCAUGGAGUCUUUUCUGAAGGUGGUGGGGAUGCGGUAUCUGCACGGCGUCCUGGGCCCCAUCAUCGACAGGGUGUUUGAGGAGAAGAAGUAUGUGGAGCUUGACCCCAGCAAAGUGGAGGUCAAGGACGUAGGGUGCUCCGGGCUGCACCGCCCACAGACCGAGGCCGAGGUGCUGGAGCAGAGCGCGCAGACGCUGCGCAUCCACCUGGGGGCGCUGCUGAGCGCGCUCAGCCGCUCCGUUCGCGCCUGCCCCGCCGUGGUCCGCGCCACCUUCCGGCAGCUUUUCCGGCGCGUGCGCGAGCGCUUCCCCGGCGCCCAGCACGAGAACGUGCCGUUCAUCGCCGUCACCAGCUUCCUGUGCCUGCGCUUCUUGUCUCCCGCCAUCAUGGCGCCCAAGCUCUUCCACCUGCGGGAGCGGCACGCGGACGCGCGCACCAGCCGCACCCUGCUGCUGCUGGCCAAGGCAGUCCAGAACGUGGGCAACAUGGACACGCCAGCUUCCAGAGCCAAGGAGGCUUGGAUGGAGCCGCUGCAGCCCACCGUGCGCCAGGGCGUGGCUCAGCUGAAGGACUUCAUCACGAAACUGGUGGACAUCGAGGAGAAGGAGGAGCUGGACCUGCAGCGGACCCUGAGUUUGCAGGCUCCGCCGGUGAAGGAGGGGCCGCUCUUCAUCCACAGGACCAAGGGCAAGGGCCACCUCAUGUCCUCCUUCAAGAAACUCCACUUUUCCCUCACCACCGAGGCCCUCAGCUUCGCCAAGACGCCCAGCUCUAAGAAAAGUGCCCUCAUCAAGCUAGCCAACAUCCGGGCAGCGGAGAAGGUGGAGGAGAAGAGCUUCGGCAGCUCGCAUGUCAUGCAGGUCAUCUACGAGGACGAGGCGGGCCAAGCCCAGACCGUGUACCUGCAGUGCAAGUGCGUGAACGAGCUGAACCAGUGGCUGUCUGCGUUGCGGAAGGUGAGCAUCAGCAACCCUGGCCUGCUGGGCUCCUACCACCCUGGCGUCUUCCGCGGGGACAAGUGGAGCUGUUGCCACCAGAAGGACAAGUCAGAUCUGGGCUGCGACAAGACCCGGUCGCGGGUGACCCUCCAGGAGUGGAAUGACCCUCUGGACCAUGACCUGGAGGCCCAGCUCAUUUACCGGCACCUGCUGGGCGUGGAGGCCGCACUGCGAGAGAAGCACCGGGAGCUGAGUGCGGGCGCGGAGACAGGCUCUGCGCGCAUUGGCCCGGGGGAAGCCCCCGAGGACGCGCUGGCCCAGCUCCUGCAGGUGCUGCGGGACCUCCAGGAAGCCCACCGCUCUGGCUCGGCCUGCCCGCCGCCCUCGGAGCCCCGCCACCCCGGGCCACUGCAGACGUGAGGCCUGCCCCCCCCCCCAACCUGUGCCCUCGCCGAGCCCCCUGCCAGGUGCUUGGAGACCCCUGGUGCGCUUUCGGCUC
Messenger RNA from Neogale vison (American mink), 2548 nucleotides. RefSeq names its product RAS p21 protein activator 4B (gene RASA4B). Gene Ontology annotation, molecular function: phospholipid binding; GTPase activator activity. Bases 64 to 2469 code for a protein of 801 amino acids. The record is from RefSeq and is a predicted model, not a curated record. Gene Ontology annotation, biological process: negative regulation of Ras protein signal transduction; cellular response to calcium ion; regulation of GTPase activity. NCBI's taxonomy places the organism in Eukaryota, Metazoa, Chordata, Mammalia, Carnivora, Mustelidae. The transcript is spliced from 21 exons.